Messenger RNA from Nycticebus coucang (slow loris), 1081 nucleotides. Its product is annotated as cationic amino acid transporter 4-like. The coding region runs from base 54 to 923 and encodes 289 amino acids. Gene Ontology annotation, molecular function: amino acid transmembrane transporter activity. Lineage: Eukaryota; Metazoa; Chordata; Mammalia; Primates; Lorisidae. The transcript has 2 exons. Gene Ontology annotation, biological process: amino acid transport. The record is from RefSeq and is a predicted model, not a curated record. Gene Ontology annotation, cellular component: plasma membrane.
ACAAACUCACAAGGAGCCACCCAUGCUCUGGCUCCAGCAAAAGCCUAUCCACCAUGCUGACCGCCGCCCUACCCUCUUCUACAGCCAUGAACACUGUCCUGCUCAGCAACCUCUUCUCCCUGCCUCGCAUCGUCUAUGCCAUGGCUGUCGACGGGCUCUUCUUCCAGGUGUUUGCCUAUGUGCACCCCCGGACACAGGUGCCCGUGGUAGCUACCAUGCUGUUCGGGAUCCUCACGGCCCUCCUGGCACUGCUGAUGGACCUCGAAGCGCUGGUCCAGUUCCUGUCUAUUGGCACACUACUGGCCUACACCUUUGUGGCUGCCAGCAUCGUCGUGCUGCGCUUCCAGACGGCUUCUCCACACAGCUCCCCAGCCGUGGCCCCAGCCAGCCCUGGCCCCCUGUCCAAGAAGCACAGCUCCGUCUCAGACCACAUAGAACCCGUGGGUGCAAAGCAGGCGUCAGUCCCUGAGCCUGGACAGCUGCGACCUGCCCUGAGGCGCUAUCUGGGUUUCCUGAGUGGGUAUAGCCCAAGAAGGGUUGUGACUUGGGUGCUCUGUAUCCUGAUGGCCUCAGCCAUCACCCUGGGCUGCGCGCUGAUUUUUGGGGACUCGGGCCUCCCACACUGGGGUUACAUCCUGCUGCUGCUGCUCAGCAGUGCUGUGUUUCUGCUUUCCAGCAACAGCCCCGGCAGGACACAUUUCAGGUACAUCCCCCAGAACAGCAGGCUCCCCUCUCCCUUCCUCCUCUGUUCACCAGGGAAUGAACCAGGGCUCACAGGGCUGGGGAGGCCGGAACAGCCAUGCCCCACCCCUUUGGGCAUGGUCUCUUCUGUACCCCAGCUAGCCCCACCCUGUCCCCUCAGAUCCCCCUGGUGCCCCUGCUCCCGGCCCUCAGCAUCCUCCUCAACAUCUGCCUCAUGCUGAAGCUCAGCUACCUGACCUGGGUGCGGUUCACAAUCUGGGUGCUACUGGGACUGGCUGUGUAUUUCGGCUACGGCAUCUGGCACAGCAAGGAGAACCAGCGGGAGCCCCCAGAGCUGACCGUCACCCGCUAUGUGGUGUUCCCCAGUGGCAGCCUGGAG